Messenger RNA from Coniosporium apollinis CBS 100218, 855 nucleotides. RefSeq lists its product as uncharacterized. Bases 1 to 855 code for a protein of 284 amino acids. The record is from RefSeq and is a predicted model, not a curated record. The transcript has 5 exons. Gene Ontology annotation, molecular function: methyltransferase activity. Lineage: Eukaryota; Fungi; Ascomycota; Dothideomycetes.
AUGGACGCUACAGAAAUUUAUAACCAUGUCAACGACCGCUACAGCUCCUUCGCCAAGGGCUCGAGUGAUGCCAAAUAUGGAGCAGCUAUCGCCAAAGCAUUCGGUUACUCCGAAGAAGAGCUCGCCGGAAUUCCACAGGACGCCAAUUUGGGACUCAGCUGUGGCAAUCCACUAGUGAUGGCCAAUCUGAGGGAGGGCGAGACCGUGAUCGAUCUCGGUAGCGGGGCUGGGUUUGAUGUUUUCCAAGCAGCGAAGAAAGUGGGGGCAGCAGGAAAGGCCAUCGGUGUUGAUAUGAACAAGGACAUGCUCGCCCGCGCGAACAGAAACAAAGAAACAGUAGGCGCAGCUAAUGUCGCCUUCAUCGAAUCCCCGAUCACAAAGAUUGACCUACCCGCAUCGACCGCCGACUGCAUAAUCAGCAACUGCGUCAUCAACCUGGUGCCUGAGAAUGAGAAGCACGUAGCAUUCGAGGAGAUGUUCCGCUUGCUCAAGCCAGGCGGCCGUGUUGCUAUUUCAGACAUCCUAGCGAAGAAGGCGCUUCCUGAUGCACUGAAGAAGGAUGUUGCCCUCUAUGUCGGCUGUAUCUCUGGUGCCAGCCAAGCCGCUGAUUACGAGAGAUACCUUCGAGAGGCGGGCUUCAAGGGCGUUGCCAUCGUUGACACAAACCGCGAUCUUGACGUUUACACGCAAACACAAGGAAAUUGUCCGAGCGAUACGUGCUGCAGUGCUAUCUCCGUUCAGGCAUCGUGUUGUGAAAAAACGGAGAGUACCGAUGAUACAGUGCUGGAAUAUCUGUCCAAGUACAAUCUGAACGAUUGGGCUGGCUCUUUCCAGAUCUAUGCCAUCAAGGCUUGA